UAAUGCAUACUAGAAUUUCUUUAGAUUAAAUCUAGGAAAGCAUUAGCUAUUAAUCCUAUGAAACUCAUACUACAAUAUAGGAGAAUUUUUAAUUAAGUUCUGUAAUUAAUAAUAUAAAAUUAGAAUAUCUCUUUGGAUUUUCAUAAUGGAGGCAAGAAAUUCAUGCAAAAAUAGAAAGGCAUGGAAUAAUAAGGGUAUAAUAUAUAUUUAAUUAUAGGUUUGAAUUUUAUUUAAAAACAAGAAAAUAAUAUGAAUCCUGUUUAAAUAGCGGUGUUAAAAAUUUUUGUUAUCUAUAAUUAAAUUUUGUAUGAA
Molecule: messenger RNA, 312 nt
Organism: Paramecium pentaurelia
Lineage: Eukaryota; Ciliophora; Oligohymenophorea; Peniculida; Parameciidae
Source: the annotation of a GenBank genome assembly